CAUGUAUUAGUAGUUUAACAGAGUGAAAUCCGGGCAUAACAAAAUAAAUUCAGACGGCGAGAAGCCAAAGCUACAAAUGUAGCAGUUGACACUCCAAGUGACAUAGAUGAUGAAGUCUUCGAACUUAGAGAGGAAAACGCCAUUAACAAGAGUGACAGCGUGAAAGAUAAAUAUAGAGAUAGUGAACAGACGCUCCCAAGUAUGAGUGCUGACAUUAAUCCAAACAGCGAUGAACAACUUGGACAUGCUACACCAACGGAUAACAAUAGCCACUGUCCUGAUGGCAUAACUGAGACAGAUAAGGAUGGAAGCAAUAAGGCAUCUAAUGAUGAAGGCAACCACGUUGACAACCCCGAUGGGGACCUCACAAAUACAACAGCAACAGGUAAAGUCUCGAUGAGAGGUAUAAUGAAGAAACGGAUAAGUUCAACGCUACAUAACAUAGACUUCUCGACAUGCGAGGCCGAGUUAUGCGUCAGUACGCUAAGGAUACCAUCCAUGCAGCUGUACGCGGCGUUAAACAAGAAAUUGAAGAAUUGUGGAGAAGUGUGGUUGCAAGAGUUCUUGGACCAUGAUGGCCUGGAGGUGUUACUGUGUUGCAUGGAGACUAUGGGGAGGAAGAGGUUGAACCAGCUCUCAGACGCCAUGAUCGUGAUGGAGUGUGUGGCUUGUAUUAAAACAUUGAUGAACUGUAAGACUGGCAUAGAGGUCAUCAUUGAUAGUAAUGAACACACACGGAAACUUGUUCGAGCUAUGGACACUAACAACGUGAUGGUGAAGAAGCAAAUCCUAGAAUUGCUGUCUGCGAUGUCGCUCUACUCAAGCCAAGGACAUGAACUAGCCCUGGAUGCCCUGGAAUUCUUUAAAAAAUUGAAAAACUUAAGAUACAGAUUUAGUUUCAUCAUAAAUGAAUUACGCACCAGCGAGUUAAUAGCGUACAGGAUAACUGUGUUGGCUUUGGUGAAUUGUCUCCUAGCAGGCGUCGAGGAAUUGGAAAAAAGAGUGGCCUUGAGAAAUGAAUUCAUAGGUCUUGGAAUAUUGGACAUAUUAGGAAAUGAUGAUGAAAGCAAUGAUGACGACGACUUCAUUCUGCAAUAUGAUGUAUUCAUGGAUCAAAGGUCAGACGAUGAUGACGUUAUGGAUCACGUCAUCCCAGGGGUCUCUGAUAUUAACGAUCACAAACAAGUCUUCAAUGCGCUCUUUCAAAAGAUAUGCAGCACCCCACAAUCAACUGUUCUUCUUUCCGUGCUGCAGAACCUUUUGCAGAUCGAUCCUGAAAGUAAGACAUGUGACACAGCUUGGCACAUGAUAGAACGGGCAACCCAAAGUGCAGUUCUUCUUGAAGAGCAAACUAAUAUUCUAAAUGAUACGAUUAAGACUAUUUCCCGUGAAAUACAAACAGAUGUGGACUAUACAGCAUAUAAAAGUAACGUUUCUACUGAAGUUGUAAACAAUUCAACAGAAAUCACAGAUGAGACCGCCUCAAGUCUGAUGAAAAAUCCACUUCUAUUGCAAAAUAUUAAACAAUCACUUUCAAAUCAGAUGGCACAGAAAGGAGAAAAUGACAAAGGACACAAAUUGAAUGGACCAACACGAGGCCAAACUACCAAUACAGAUUCCGAUCCUAUGAAUGGUGUCCCUCCCCCGCCACCACUUCCCUCAAUUAAUGGUGUAACUCCCCUGCCGCCACUUCCUUCAACAAAUAGUGUCCCUCCCCCACCACCGCUUCCUUCUAUGAAUGGUGUCCCUCCCUCGCCACCACUUCCCUCAGUGAAUGGUGUACCUCCCCCACCGCCACUUCCUUCAACAAAUAGUGUCCCUCCCCCACCACCGCUUCCUUCUAUGAAUGGUGUCCCUCCCUCGCCACCACUUCCCUCAGUGAAUGGUGUACCUCCCCCACCGCCACUUCCUUCAACAAACAGUGUCCCUCCCCCACCACCGCUUCCUUCUAUGAGUGGUGUCCCUCCCCCGCCACCACUUCCCUCAUUGAAUGGUGUCCCUCCUCCACCGCCACUUCCUUCAACAAAUAGUGUCCCUCCCCCACCGCCGCUUCCUUCUAUGAGUGGUGUCCCUCCCCCACCCCCUUUAAAUGGAGUACCCCCACCUCCUCCAAUGAAUGGUCCAGGAGUUCCUCCUCCUCCACCAGGAGGGAUGCUCCCAUUUUCUUUAACAAUGCCAAAAGUGCAGAAUGUGCCAAACAUCACAACACCUACGCCAAGAAGCAAGAUGAAAACAAUUAACUGGACUAAGGUACCAGCAAAUGCUUUGUCCAAUGACGAGGUGAUAUGGAGUAGCGUGUUGAAACUGUCAGACCCUAUUCCAGUGAACUAUUCAAACAUAGAAGAGUUGUUCUGCCAGAAGAUCAUUGAUAAAUCUUUGAAAGAUGAAGCCAAAGUCAAAAAGGUUUCCACAGAGGUGAACUUACUGGACAUGAAAAGGAGCAUGAAUGUAAACAUUUUCCUUAAACAGUUCAAAGCACCAAACGAGAAGAUCGUUGCAUUAAUUGAAAAAUGUAAUGGACAAGACAUUGGUGUUGAAAAACUGAAAGGAUUGCUGAAAAUCUUGCCAGAAACACAAGAGAUUGAAAUGAUAAACUCAUAUGAUGGCGAUAAAGACAAACUUGGCAAUGCAGAGAAGUUUUUCAACAGUUUACUAAAACUACCACACUACAAGAUGCGCAUAGAGGGAAUGCUACUUCAGGAAGAACUUUCCAGUACCCUUGAUAGCAUCAGACCUUCAAUAGAAGUGAUAACUCGGACCUGUAAAGCGCUUAUGGAAAGUAAAUCUCUGAAAGAGUUCCUAAGGUUGGCCCUUCAUACAGGAAACUUUAUCAAUGCUGGUGGCUAUGCUGGGAAUGCACUUGGUUUUAAAAUGAAUUCCCUGUCCAAACUGGUGGAGACACGCGCCAACAAGCCUAGGAUGACACUGUUGCAUUAUUUGGUGCAACAAGGAAUGGACAGUGAGAAUGAUGUCCUUCAGUUUGUUGACGAGUUAUCAGAUGAUUUGGACAUCGCAUCCAGGCUGGUAGUACAAGCAAUAUCAGGUGAAAUAAGCGAACUUGAUAAAAGUGUGAAGAAACUAAGCAACCAAUUGGAAAAUAUGAAACCACCAGAUGAAACUGUCACAAAAACAUUCUGUUUAUUUGUGAAGAAUACAAAUGUUGAAGUAUCCAAGUUGAAAGAUGGCAUAUCAGAAAUCAAUUCACUGACGUCACAUUUGGCUGACCAUUUUUGUGAGAAUCAGACAAAAUUUAAGCUGGAAGAGUGCUUUAAAACAUUUAAAACAUUCUGCGAUAAAAUAAAGCAGUGUAAAAAGGAAAACUUGCAAAGAAAGAUCCAAGAGGAGAAGGCAGAGAAAAGACGAAAGGAACAAGCAGAAAUAAGAAAAAACCAGCCAAGUAGUUCCAGAGGCGGUGCUAAGAAUUCCCUUCAGCUCCACCAAGAAGAACCCGGAUGUAUAAUUGACAAUUUAUUGAAGGAUAUACGGAAAGGACGUAAACUGAGGAAACAAGCUACUCCCCUUAAUUCUCCUUUAAAGAAAAGAACAUUCAGUAGUCAAUCUGAAGAAAAGGCUUCCAGUGGUCAAAGUGAUGAAAACAGCAAUAAAAUACAAACAGAGUGAAUUGUGGACAUAGUUGCUGCUUUGAGGAACAAUAAUCAAUAAUUGGAUUUUUCUAGGAUGAAGAAAUGACCAUUUUUAAAAAGGAAAGUUCAGCAAUGUUUUGCUUUGUCUAAAUUCAUUCAUUUUCUCUCGAGAAUCAAGUCCACAACUUAUAAUUCCUCAUGAGUUGAGCCAAGCGAGGCACUACAUUUUUCGGAUCAAA
Molecule: messenger RNA, 3823 nt
Organism: Owenia fusiformis
Lineage: Eukaryota; Metazoa; Annelida; Polychaeta; Sabellida; Oweniidae
Source: the annotation of a GenBank genome assembly